Messenger RNA from Haliotis rufescens (red abalone), 2440 nucleotides. Its product is annotated as MAM and LDL-receptor class A domain-containing protein 1-like. The transcript has 6 exons. Bases 61 to 1239 code for a protein of 392 amino acids. Gene Ontology annotation, cellular component: membrane. NCBI's taxonomy places the organism in Eukaryota, Metazoa, Mollusca, Gastropoda, Lepetellida, Haliotidae. The record is from RefSeq and is a predicted model, not a curated record.
ACUCUUUGUCUUACUUCAUCUCGUGGAAGUGUGUUGUGGCAGCACGUGAGAACGUGCAGGAUGCUGACGUCAUCAAUUGGAAUAAUCGUGAUUACAGGACUUGCCAUAGUCUGUGACGCCACCGUCGAGUGCGACUUCAACGACGGCAAACUGUGUCAGGGCUGGAAACAGGGCAUCGACAACAUCAUCGACGAAUUCGACUGGUCAGUUGGAUUCAGCCGAGGUCAACUGUCUGACUCCGACUCCAACUCCACAAACAUAACGCAAAUCGGGGACUAUUUCUUCUACAUGGCCACAACUGACCGGUCGCCCAAUCACAGAGCAGUAUUUGCAACCCCUGUCAUGACGUCACCAGACGGUCACGUGAACAUCACGUUCCUCUACUGUAUGUUCGGGGACCACACCCAAAGCCUUAGUGUCUUCAUCAAAGAUAUGUCUUUAGUCUCGUACGAGUCCGAGAUUUGGUCACGUGACGGGAAGGAUGCGGACGUAUGGACAUCAGUCACUGAACACGCAAAUGUUACAGGUCCUUUCAGGGUGAUCUUCCAGGGGAAGGUGGGGAAGGGAUCAGCAGCCAUUGCCGUGGAUGACAUCCUCAUAAACGAUGCAGAUGUCCUGACGGAUGGAAAGACGGCACCAGCUCCACCGUCCUUGGGAAAUACAAAUUUAACGACAUCAACGACACUGACAACAUCUGUCGGGCACGACGGCGUCACAAGAACGACACAGACCAUCACAGCUGAUCCGGGCAUAUUUGAUCUAGAAACAAUCCCACUGAUCAUUGCGGCUUCCGGUGGGGUGAUAUUUUGGAUAGGAGUCCUGUUGUUAAUCACAUUUUUCACGUGCAGGAAAUCACGGAAAUCGAAAAACAGAGUAUUGCAUGAAAAUGAUAAUGUCAAUAAAAAACUACAAACGAUGAACAGUAAAGACAAUGCCCUUGAGGUGAAGUAUGCUCCGAAACAAUCGCAGGAAAUAAAGAUCUACAAGGUAUCAGACCAAGUAACACCAGAUGACUACAAAUCGCCAGACCAGAUCUACAUGGAGAACUACCUGGCUCCACACCCGGUCUGCAGGAGCUACAGACCACCAGACCAGCUCUGUGUAGAGAAGGAUCUGCCAGUGUAUAACAACCAGAUACCUUGUGUGUUUAACUAUGACGCCCUUACCUCUGAUCCCGACACGUCACAGCCACGAUACGCCCAGUGUUCCCCCAUCCACGACUACGCUACUAUAUCAUGACCAGGACAAUACCGUCAUUUGCUGCUAAUACAAACCCUAAUACAAACCCCGUUAAUCCAGACUGUCCCGUUCUCAGUGAACAGGAUUGACAAAUUUCUAGAUAAAAGAACCAUGUGGUAAUAUUUAAAAAAAAACAUAUUUGUCAUUUGUAGAGUGCCCGUUUCAAGUCAGUGAUAUGCCCUUGAGAAGGAACAGCGCUGACAUGUGAUUCGGUGGUAUGCCUGUCUAAUGAAGUCUUAAGCUGAGUCAUAAAGGAAGAUAGAUUCGGAGACAGCCUGGAGGCUUGUAUGACAAUAAUGUUGCAGCUUUGGCAAAGGCUCCAUCCCCAAAGAUGCUGAUGUGUGAUUUGGGCACAGACUACAUACGCUGAGUAGCUGAUCUUAGAGACCGGGACAGAAUGGGCUCUUUUACGAGCUGGCUGAUUUAUUUGGGUGCUAUUCUAAGCUGUGCUUUGAAUACAAGGGCCAUUCAAAGCCCCUUGGUAGUAUUUUAGAUAUGGUUUUGAUAAAUAUGGUGUCGUUUCAGUAUUUAAUACAAGUCGUCCGGAAACCUGAGUUUCCUUAUCAAAGAGGUCCGGAGUACCGGGGUUUCACUGUAUGAUAUUGUACAACACGGUUGGUGGGUGGGACCAUUACCGCGAGACCUUCAAUAUUUUGAUUAUUGAUUAAAGCGUCGUAAAAUCGUCAUUUGAAAAGAGACGAGAGACUACCAUACUAAUGCUCUUCUAAAGUGCCUAUAUUCGAUAUCCUAAUAGAAACUAAUAUUACCUGUUUAUUUAUAUCGCCUAUGGUGUGCUUUGUGUAAUAACUACAUAGUUACAUACAUAACUCUGGUUGACGGACGCGUUGGAAGAGAACUGCCGAGUGACGUGUUUCAGAAACUGUUUGAAAUGUGCACCCGGAAGAAGUGUCACCAUGCAUUCUGUAUUUUCACAUAUCCCGAACUUCCAUUUGUCUUUUAGAAAUAUUUACAUAUCACGUUGAUUUAAUAUAUAGGAUACCACAAAUAACUGCUGACAACUUGGUACAAGAACAGUGCGUGUAAGAAUUUCUCCUGGUGGUCGCAAGUACUUGGUCGCAUGGAAUGUUUGUUUGUUUGUUUAACGCCGUUAGUCAGGUGCCGUUAGUCGCCUUUUACGUUCAUUCGUUCGUUCGUUCGUGUGUUGUUUAACACCGCACUCAGCAAUAUUCCAGCUAUAUGA